Molecule: messenger RNA, 571 nt
Organism: Umbelopsis ramanniana AG
Lineage: Eukaryota; Fungi; Mucoromycota; Umbelopsidomycetes; Umbelopsidales; Umbelopsidaceae
Exons: 4
Coding region: 77-499 (140 amino acids)
Biological process (GO): translation; ribosomal large subunit biogenesis
Cellular component (GO): ribosome; cytosolic large ribosomal subunit
Molecular function (GO): RNA binding; structural constituent of ribosome
Source: RefSeq, a predicted model, not a curated record
CGCACGGGAAGUGAGGAGGGUUAAAGGCCAUCAGCUUGAUUGAAUAUACGAUCCUUCUCUUUUUUUUAACCUACACAUGGCUUCCCAGGGUUCAUUCCAACGUCAAGUUGAGGUCGGUCGUCUUGUCCUCAUCAACUACGGCAAGGACAGCGGCAAGCUCGCCGUCAUCGUCGACAUUGUUGAUCACAGCCGCGCUUUGAUUGACGGCCCUACCACCGGUGUCUCUCGCCAAGCUUUCGCUUACCGACGUCUUACUUUGACUCCUUUCGUCAUCAAGGACCUUCCCCGUGCUGCUGGUAAGACCGCUCUUGCCAAGGCUCUCGAGAAGAACGACACUAUUGCUGCCUGGAACAAGACCAGCUGGGCCCAGAAGUUGCAAGGCCGUGUUGCCCGUGCUGGACUUAGCGAUUUCGACAGAUUCAAGCUCAAGAAGUUCAAGAGCCAGCGUCGUGCUACUGUUGGCCCCGCUCUUGCUCAACUUAAGAAGCAACAAGCUUAAGCGUGUUGUUUAUCUUUGGAGGAGUUAAUUGCAAAAUAAAAAAGCAUAACAUUUAUAAAUUUUCUAUCUAUC